AUGAACAGUUUAUCUCCGAAAACCUCUUUGGUUGACAAUCAAAUCAAUAAAAUCGCAUUUGGGUUGUUUCUACUUGCAUUUGAGAACGAAAUUUAUAAACAAACAAGAUUGUCCGCAAAAUUGUGGGGUAAUUUUGUAGCGACCGGAAGGGAAACUUGGAUAAAUGCAAAUGAGGCAUAUCGAGGUGCUUUUGAUAAAUUG
Molecule: messenger RNA, 201 nt
Organism: Ambispora gerdemannii
Lineage: Eukaryota; Fungi; Glomeromycota; Glomeromycetes; Archaeosporales; Ambisporaceae
Source: the annotation of a GenBank genome assembly